GCCAGAAUUGGGUAGGUCACGUAGAGGUGUCCUUCUCCUCCCUGUUCAGACACUCUCUCCUCCCUCUCCAGACCUGGGAAGCCUUCCAUCUGGGGGCAUCUGGACACUUGUCCCGCUCCUCCCAGGACAGGAAGCUAAGCUUCUUUGUAAUCUGUAUUAAGUCCACACCCAGGGAUUCAGUGAUUGCAAAGACUGGCCUUCUGUUACCUGCUGGAGACCAGACUAGAGACCCAAGCUUCUGGUGAAAAGUGAAGCCACCAUGGCUCAGAAGACCCUCGUGCUGUUCCCACUGCUUGUGCUGGUGCUGGGGUGUGUCCAGGGCAAGGAAUCGCUGGUCAUGAAGUUCCAGCGGCAGCACAUGGACUCGUGCAGCGCCCCCAGCGGCAACUCAAGCUACUGCAACCAAAUGAUGAGACGCCGGAAUAUGACUCAAGGAUGGUGCAAGCCGGUGAACACCUUUGUGCACGAGCACCUGGAAGAUGUCGAGGCCGUCUGUCUCCAGGGAAAUGUCACCUGCAAAAAUGGGCAGCCUAACUGCCACCAGAGCAGCUCCAGCAUGCGAAUCACGGACUGCCGCCUAACGGGCGGCUCCAAGUAUCCCAACUGCGCGUACCGGGCCAGCCCGAAAGAGCGAUACAUCAUCGUGGCCUGUGAGGGGAAGCCGUACCUGCCAGUCCACUUCGACGCUUCUGUGGAGCUCUCCACUUGAGGUCUCCAGUAGAUGCCCCACCUUGUCAUUGUGACACCUGCCUCUCCCCUCCUCCUUCCUUGCCCUGAGGGAAAUAACUCAAGUUAGGGCUCCUAUCCAAUACUUACAUGCUUCCCUGGCCCCAGCCAUUUUGGUGGUGGGGAGGAGCGGGUUGUGAGGUGGGCUCCAUGUUAACCAUUUUAUGCUUCUUUCAAUAAAACACAGUUGCAACCA
This is a messenger RNA of Manis javanica (Malayan pangolin), 922 nucleotides long. It is a transcript of the gene RNASE1, whose product is annotated as ribonuclease A family member 1, pancreatic. The record is from RefSeq and is a predicted model, not a curated record. Gene Ontology annotation, molecular function: nucleic acid binding; RNA nuclease activity. Gene Ontology annotation, biological process: defense response to Gram-positive bacterium. Lineage: Eukaryota; Metazoa; Chordata; Mammalia; Pholidota; Manidae.